Messenger RNA from Monopterus albus (swamp eel), 1477 nucleotides. Its product is annotated as olfactory receptor 6N1-like. NCBI's taxonomy places the organism in Eukaryota, Metazoa, Chordata, Actinopteri, Synbranchiformes, Synbranchidae. The transcript has 5 exons. Gene Ontology annotation, cellular component: membrane. Gene Ontology annotation, molecular function: G protein-coupled receptor activity; olfactory receptor activity. The coding region runs from base 357 to 1424 and encodes 355 amino acids. Gene Ontology annotation, biological process: G protein-coupled receptor signaling pathway. The record is from RefSeq and is a predicted model, not a curated record.
UUGUUACCCUGGUAAAGACAAUUACGUGUCUGUGUUUACUUUACAGAUGCUUGUUUAUAACCACAGAGGAAACUAAAAGUCGGUCCCUCUGGUGUUCCUUUGCUAUCCUGUGUCCAAUUUACAUUUUUGAUGCAAAGGAUCUGAUGUAACUUUGUGUAAUUAAUGUUUCUCGGCCUCAUUAUAACCUCCAUUAUAAUCAGAAGAAAGGUCAGUUGUUGAAAAGCCAGAGUGUGGAGCUAAGAUGAAGUCCUGCCUUUAUCAGACUGAACCUGACUGAGCAGAGCCGAGUCUGAUUCACAUCUUCAGCAGAUCUGUCUCCAUCCAGCCAUCUAUCCAUCUGUCUGUGCUGAGGAGAAAUGGAGCUUUGGCCGCUUCAGGUCUCACUUGAAAGCCCCAGAGAUUCAGACCCGCCCAUGUCGACCAGUCACAGAUCCAGCUCUGUUAAUGGCACCAGGGAGCCUGACGGUGUCACUUUCUUCAUUCUCCAGGGCCUCUCCAGCCUCGGUGACAGACAGAUGAUCCUGUUUGUCAUUCUGCUGCUGGGUUACAUCAUCACUCAGGGAGGAAACAGCAUGAUCAUCUUUCUGGUACAAAACAAAGCUACUGAUCCAAAGCUCCACUCUCCCAUGUAUUUCUUCCUCGCCAACCUCUCCUUUGUGGAUAUGGUCUAUACCACCACCACCAUCCCCAAGAUGCUGGUUGGUUUCCUGUCAGAUGUGUCAACCAUCUCUGUCCCAGGCUGCUUCCUUCAGAUGUUUUUCUUCAUUCAGUUAGGCAUUACUAGUCGUGGCAUCCUGACGGCCAUGGCGUAUGACCGCUACCUGGCCAUCUGCCACCCUCUGCACUACACUUCCAUUAUGACCCAGCACAUCCAACUUCUCCUCAUUGCAGGAGCCUGGGCCUUCGGCACCUUCUGCACACUGCCAGCCAACCUCAUCACCUGGCACCAACCUUACUGUGGCCCAAAUGUGGUUAAACAUGGCUGGGGUGACCCGUCAUCUGUGAGGCGCCUGGCCUGUGCUGACACCUCAGUGGAUAACACUGUGUCCCUUUCCUUGGCUCUGGUUGCACUGCUGACAACAGGAGUCCUCAUCCUGACCUCCUAUGUCCUGAUUGGUAUUUCAGUAUCAAGGAUGAGUGUUGCUCAGAGGCUGAAGGCGUUUGGGACAUGCGUUUCCCACCUUACAGUGGUGUCCAUCUCUUACACUGCAGCUUCCUUUGUCUACAUUUCCUACCGGGUAGGAAACCUGUCACCAGAGGUUCGUAUCAUUGUAGCUGUGCUGUACGCUGCUCUGACUCCUUUCCUGAACCCAGUGAUCUACAGUCUGAGGAACAAGGAGCUGCAAGAGUCCAUCAGAAGGACUCUGGUCAGGUUCAGGUCUGCUACUGUUUCAGUCACGAAGGACAUCAGCACAGUGUCCUGACUGGAAAGGAAAGGCAUCUUUGUAUCCAUUUGAAAACAUGACUAUGACGCACA